Messenger RNA from Trichoderma aggressivum f. europaeum, 597 nucleotides. RefSeq lists its product as uncharacterized. The record is from RefSeq and is a predicted model, not a curated record. Bases 1 to 597 code for a protein of 198 amino acids. Lineage: Eukaryota; Fungi; Ascomycota; Sordariomycetes; Hypocreales; Hypocreaceae. The transcript has a single exon.
AUGAAGCUUACACUCGUCAAUUGGCUUCGAGACAAGUUCCGCAAACGCCGCAGGCCUCCAGAGGAAGACAAACCAGAAGACAACCAAGUCGAAGAUGAUCUGACCAAUCUGCCUCGCCUCCCUCUUGCUCCAUCAAAUGUCUUGACUCCAUCGCCGUCCGCUGAAUCUUUGUCCCUAUCUUUCUCCCCUCUCUUCGGGAAGCUUCCCAGAGAGCUCCGAUACGACAUCCUUCUUAGAGCCUUUGGGGGCCGCUUAUUGCACAUGGACCUAUCAUAUGUACACCCCGUUGCUCCUACAGAACCCGGACGCAUCCUCCGUUCCCACGCCGGCAUAAAUACUAAUGGCCGACUCGAAGUAAAAUGGGAUACCGCGGUACCCAAAUCCUGGCAAUGGUGGAGCUCCGUGUGCCAUCGUGUCAUGCCCAACUAUGAAAAGACAUGGAGCUUCAUACGCAUGUCUCACCCCGAAAUCCCAAGGCCCGGGGACGACCGUUGCCGUUAUGGGGACGCGCAUUUCUGUCAAAGUUGGCCUGGAACAUAUCCAUCCAAGUGCAAGAUUGGCAUCAUGGGCUGGCUUUUGUCCUGCCGACAGGCGUAA